UCUGCAUGCUCAAAGUUGAACAGGACCACACGUCCACCUUUCAAGUGGGCGAGAGUAGGUAGCCAACUACAGAAACUGGUGCUCCCCUCACAGUCUGGGCCAGAUGUCCACAGACAGUCUGAGGCAUGGGAUCUGCAUUCUUUUUCAUAAUCUCCCAGAGCUGCCUUUUGAGUUGGUGGUUUCUGUUUAAUUGUUCUUUUGCUGGGGUCCUGAAGAAGAACAAACUAUUACAGCCAUCAGGAGGCUGAAGAGAAAUUGCCUCUCUCUCUGUCUCUCUCUCUGUCUCUCUCUGUCUCUGUCUCUCUCUCUCUCUGUCUCUCUCUCUCUCUGUCUCUCUCUCUCUCUGUCUCUCUCUCUCUCUCUCACACACACACACACACACACACACACACACACACACACACACCUCUGAGUCUCUCCGAUUUUUUUUCUCGAGGGCUGCAGUCCCUCCCAAGGAGGGGACUGGCCAGCAGAUCUUCCAAGCAAACAGUUUUGUCAGGUCCCUCUGAGUGUGCAUAAGCUCAGUCAGAGAGGGAGAGAGGGAGAGGGGAUCUGUUGCAGGCAGGGGAAGGCGUGACCUGAAUGGAGAAUGCCAGCCAAUUCCAGAGACACACAGGGACCUCAGAACAAAGAUAAGACAUCGCUGACACCACCCCGGGGACGGGGACCAGCUCACAGACAAGUCCGGCAGACGGGACCAAGGCCAGGAGCACACCAGGCAGGAAAAUGAGGUUGCUCCUUCUCUACCAUGCUCUGUGCCUAGCCCUGCUGGAGGUUUCAGCCCAUACCGUGGAGCUAAAUGAAAUGUUUGGCCAGAUCCAGUCGCCUGGCUAUCCAGAUUCCUAUCCGAGUGACUCCGAGGUGACUUGGAAUAUUACUGUCCCUGAGGGGUUUCGGAUCAAGCUUUACUUCAUGCACUUCAACUUGGAAUCCUCCUAUCUUUGUGAAUAUGACUACGUGAAGGUAGAAACAGAAGAUCAGGUGUUGGCAACCUUCUGUGGGAGGGAGACCACGGACACGGAGCAGACCCCGGGCCAGGAAGUGGUUCUUUCCCCUGGCUCCUUCAUGUCCGUCACUUUCCGGUCAGAUUUCUCCAAUGAGGAACGAUUCACGGGCUUUGAUGCCCACUACAUGGCUGUAGAUGUGGAUGAAUGCAAGGAGAGGGAAGACGAAGAGCUUUCCUGUGACCACUACUGCCACAACUAUAUCGGCGGCUUCUACUGCUCCUGCCGCUUCGGCUACAUCCUCCACACGGACAACAGGACCUGCCGAGUGGAAUGCAGUGGCAAUCUCUUUACCCAGAGGACAGGCACCAUCACGAGCCCUGACUACCCCAACCCUUACCCCAAGAGCUCCGAAUGCUCCUAUACCAUCGACUUGGAGGAUGGCUUCAUGGUCAGCCUGCAGUUUGAGGACAUUUUUGACGUUGAGGACCAUCCUGAGGUGCCCUGUCCAUAUGACUACAUUAAGAUUAAAGCUGGUUCAAGAGUCUGGGGGCCCUUCUGUGGAGAGACAUCCCCAGAGCCAAUCAGUACCGAGAGUCACAUUGUCCAGAUCCUCUUCCGCAGCGACAACUCGGGAGAGAACCGAGGCUGGAGGCUUUCCUACAGGGCAGCAGGAAAUGAGUGCCCAAAGCUCCAGCCUCCUGCAUUUGGGAAAAUCGAGCCCUUGCAAGCCGUGUAUUCCUUCAAAGACCAGGUGCUCAUCAGCUGUGACACCGGCUACAAAGUGCUAAAGGAUAAUGAGAUGAUGGACACGUUCCAGAUUGAAUGUCUGAAGGACGGCACAUGGAGUAACAAGAUUCCCACCUGUAAAAUUGUAGACUGUGGGGUCCCAGUGGGGUUGAAGCAUGGACUGGUGACCUUCUCCACAAGAAACAACCUCACGACAUACAAAUCCGAGAUAAGGUACUCCUGCCGGCAGCCCUUUUACAAGAUGCUUCACAAUAUCACAGGUGUAUAUACGUGUUCUGCACACGGGGUCUGGAUGAAUGAAGUGCUCAAGAGAAGCCUGCCCACCUGCCUUCCAGUGUGUGGGCAGCCCUCCCGGCCCCUGCCAAACCUGGUGAAGAGGAUUAUCGGAGGCCGGAACGCUGAGCUUGGCCUCUUCCCGUGGCAGGCCCUGAUCGUGGUGGAGGACACAUCAAGGGUACCCAACGACAAGUGGUUUGGCAGUGGGGCCCUGCUCUCUGAAUCCUGGAUACUCACAGCAGCCCACGUGCUGCGCUCCCAGCGCAGAGACAACACAGUCAUCCCUGUCUCAAAGGAACAUGUCACCGUCUUCUUGGGUCUACAUGACGUGCGGGACAAAUCAGGAGCCGUCAACAGCUCUGCUGCCCGAGUGGUACUCCAUCCAGACUUCAACAUCCAGAACUACAACCAUGACAUAGCGCUGGUAGAGCUGCAGGAGCCUGUGCCCUUGGGGGCCCACGUCAUGCCCAUCUGUCUACCGAGACCUGAGCCUGAAGGUCCAGCCCCUCAUAUGUUGGGGCUGGUGGCUGGCUGGGGCAUCUCUAAUCCUAAUGUGACGGUGGAUGAGAUCAUCAGCAGUGGCACGCGAACCUUGUCAGAUGUGCUACAGUACGUCAAAUUACCUGUGGUGUCACAUGCUGAAUGCAAAGCCAGCUAUGAAUCUCGCUCAGGCAACUACAGUGUCACAGAGAACAUGUUCUGUGCUGGCUACUAUGAGGGCGGCAAGGACACGUGCCUUGGGGAUAGUGGUGGGGCCUUCGUCAUCUUCGAUGAGUUGAACCAGCACUGGGUGGCCCAAGGCCUGGUGUCCUGGGGAGGACCUGAAGAAUGUGGUAGCAAGCAAGUAUAUGGAGUCUACACAAAGGUCUCCAACUAUGUGGACUGGGUGUGGGAGGAGAUGAACUCCCCAAGGGGUGUUGGGGAGCUUCGGGUGGAACGGUGAAUGCAUUGACUUCCUCGGGGCCUGCCUCCCCUGCCCCAGAUCAAGCGAGGUUACACUACACACUGCCAACAGCAUACUCCAUGUUACCAGACCAAAUAACAUACAACACACUGACCUAGCUCCUGAGAUAGCCGCCCAUCCCCCAAGACAGGGGUUAGUGUGGUACAGGGAAAGUCUCUAGGCAGGAGAACUCAGUCCAAAGCUUCGACCAAGCCUCUUCCUCCCCCUUAGCCUCACCUCUCCAGCAGUACAGGGGAAGCUGUUCCAGAAGGCUUCAAUCCUCGGUGUCAAUCACUCCUUAUCACUUGCCAAGCCCAGGAAGCGCAGUAUCGAUGUCAGAAUGCUUGGACCUGAUCCUUAGGAAAGGAUUACACUCAGCUCAAGUCUGUAUCUGUGUAUUUGCCCAGCUCUGGUUUCUGGGCCUGCCCUAAGCCUAGUUCUUCAUGUAGGAAGGAACCAUUCAGGGUCGGGGGAGCAAGAUGUGAGCCUGAGCUGGCUCUCAGAGUGCAGUACCUUGGAACACUUCCGUUCUUGGAAUUUCUCCUAAGCGCUUCCUGCCGUGCGAGGCUUAUGCUUGGUGCUCUCAGAGUUUCAAACAACCGAGAGGACACGGUGAGGGCUGUACUGACUGAAGGGGGAAUAAAAACAACUCUCCGAAGCCCCUUAAACGCCUGCUGCCCACUCAGAGUACACUGGGCCUAUGUGCCCCUCAAAUACCGGCCGGCACCGUACGGUGUCAACACCUGCCACUCCACACAAACACAGAGCAACCUUCCAGCCCUGGAAUGUUUCAUCUCUAGACUUCCUGCCCCCAAGACACACGUACGGAGACCGGGCAACUAUUUGGAGAAAGAGAAGACUCUGCCCCGCUGUGCCCCAUUGCUUCUCGGCAGGAAAACAGAAGAAAAUAUGGACUCAAGACACGAUGAAUCACUCUAAUACUGCACUCAACCCUGGAGCCUGAACCCAGCAGAGAAUCUACCAAGUAGCAUUCUCCAAGCCAUCCACUCCUUGGUGCUCCAGGGACCAAGGUCAGAGAAGCACAAGGCUCACUCAUUGGAAAGAGAUAGAGAGCCCUGAGUCUUGGGUUCUGUCUCUAGCUCUACCUUUCAGCUGCCCAUGUGACCCUUGACAUCAUUUUCCCCUCUGAGCCUCAUCCUCAUCUGGAGGGUGAAGGCAGAAGAUCCGGUGGGGUCUGUCCAGCACUCUCAGUGGCCACCUCCCUGGUUGCUAACGGCAUUCCUGGCUCAGAUUCUCCUGGUUGAAUUCUCUCCUUUCCCCGAGUUCACAAUCCCAGGAAUCUCCAUCCGACAAAGGCAGCUGGAAAAAGACCCAGAGAGGGAUGUGGAGAGAACUGGGAAAGGUCAAUCAAAACACACUCCUGUAUCUAUGAAUGGCACAUGUAAAGGCUACUACUAUAUUUUGUAUAUUUAAUACCACAGGCUCUGCUACUCUCUAAGGGGCCUCUGCGCCGGUUCCCUUGUCGGGGGUCUCCGGUGGCAAUAAAUCUGUGGAUAACCAAUA
This is a messenger RNA of Peromyscus maniculatus bairdii (prairie deer mouse), 4437 nucleotides long. RefSeq names its product MBL associated serine protease 1 (gene Masp1). The record is from RefSeq and is a predicted model, not a curated record. Gene Ontology annotation, biological process: proteolysis; complement activation, lectin pathway. NCBI's taxonomy places the organism in Eukaryota, Metazoa, Chordata, Mammalia, Rodentia, Cricetidae. Gene Ontology annotation, cellular component: extracellular region. Gene Ontology annotation, molecular function: serine-type endopeptidase activity; calcium ion binding.